ACUGCAGCGGCGGGAAGAUUUACAAACUCAGAGUUUAGAGAUAAAUAAGAUCAGUUUGCUUUCGGACGUGAAACAUCUCGAGCGGCUCAAAGUCUGCAGGCUGUCUGUCGCCGUCUGAUCCACUUUCAAAAGGCACUACCGUCUUGGAGAGACAGGUGCUGGAAUGAACAGGUCCAGGUCCAACUGGGACAAAAAAGCCCCCCAGCAUCCGGUCACCAGGAUGACCCGCAGCUCCAGCUCCCAGGCCAGGCACAGCGACCCCGCAGAGACCCAGGAGGACUCUGGGUCAGGUCUGUAUGGAAAACAGCGAAGGAAGCAGGCGGACUCUGCUUUGGCCCAGGACCUCAGUCAGAUGAGUGUGAGUGGACAGGACGGUUUUCCCACAAGUAAAGCAAAGACGUCCAAAGGCGGCAGUGACCCUGUUUCUCAGGCUGCUCGGUCCUCUGGCUCCACACCUGGUCGGGGCAGUCCGUCUGCGUCGGCUGCCAAGACCUCGUCCCGGGGCGGUCUAGCUUCUGUGGCUCGGCUGGUGAAGCUUGGCCGCUGUAAGAACGUGGUUGUGGUGGCCGGAGCAGGAAUCAGCACAGCCAGCGGCAUCCCGGACUUUAGAACUCCAGGAACAGGUCUUUACGCCAACUUGGAGAAAUACAACAUCCCUUACCCAGAAGCUAUUUUCAACAUCGACUACUUCUCCAAUGACCCGCAGCCUUUCUUCUCCCUGGCCAAGGCUCUGUAUCCUGGCAGCCACCGACCAAACUACAUACACUACUUCAUCCGCAUGCUUCAUCACAAAGGCCUGCUGCUCCGAAUGUACACCCAGAACAUUGACGGUCUGGAGAAACUGUGCGGCAUCCCAGAUGAAAAACUCGUGGAAGCUCACGGAAGUUUUGCCACAGCUUCGUGUCACCUGUGUUACACCACGUACCCUGCUGACGAGGCUAAGCGUGCCAUCAUGAAUGACAACGUCCCAAUAUGUACCUUCUGCGCCGCAACAGUCAAACCCGAUGUCGUGUUUUUUGGAGAGGACCUUCCUCAGAAGUAUUUUCUCCACACAAAAGACUUCCCCAAAGCUGACCUGCUGAUUAUUAUGGGCACCUCUUUACAGAUUGAGCCAUUCGCCAGCCUGGUGAACACGGUGCGCUCCACCGUGCCACGCCUCCUCCUGAACCGACACGCUGUGGGUCCCUUUGAGAAGGUCCCACUGCGCAGAGGGGACCACAUGGAGCUGGGUGACCUGGCGGAUACAGUGCAGAGAUUUGCUGAAAUGCUCGGCUGGAACAACGAGAUCGAGGAGCUGAUGAGGAGUCAGGAAACACAGAAGGAUGUGCCUACAUUUAUAAGCAGCCCCUCGUCAGUGAGCGGACACACACCUGGCCAGAGCAGAGCAGCUCCAGAGCCUGCAGGUGUGAUGGAGACAUCCAGGUCCAGACCAGGAGGUCAAAGAGCAGCCAGCAGCGGCGGUGAGGAGACGGACUCAGAGACAGACUGCAAGAGCUCUGCAUCAUCCAGCCCGAGCAACUGACACCGCGUGUUUAACUAACGUCGGCACUGGAAAGGUUUGACACAGUUUCCUCCCUCCUUAAGACUGUUCUUCCUGUACACACGUUACUUUUCAUCGGGUCAUUUUCUGGAAAACGGUUUUCAUUGUGUGCAUUUGAGUGAAAGUGCUCUUUCACUCCUCAUCUGUUCAUAUUUAAAUCAAAAACUCAUUUUAUUAAACUACCAAUAAGCAUAUUUAAAGCACUUAUUAUAGAAGGAGGGUCCCUCCAGAACACUAGUGAAUAAAUAUCUAAGCCCUGUAACAAAAAUAAUGUUUCUUCAGGUGUUUUAUACAUCCCAUGUCUGUUCACUUGUUAAUGUUUUAUA
Plectropomus leopardus (leopard coralgrouper) is the source of this 1866-nucleotide messenger RNA. Its product is annotated as NAD-dependent protein deacetylase sirtuin-3. The record is from RefSeq and is a predicted model, not a curated record. Gene Ontology annotation, cellular component: nucleus. NCBI's taxonomy places the organism in Eukaryota, Metazoa, Chordata, Actinopteri, Perciformes, Serranidae. Gene Ontology annotation, molecular function: histone deacetylase activity, NAD-dependent; NAD+ binding.